AGCGUCAGCUACGAGGACCUGCGCGACCUCGUCUCGCGCGUGAAGGGCCUCCCCAAGGGUGAUAUCGUCAGCCAGGACCUUGCCGCUCUCAAGGAGAAAAUCCGGAAGGAUCCCCCCGAGAACAUCUGGGAGUACGUUCUCGUUCUGUUCGGCGAAGGGAAGCUCCACUGCAAGGAGACAGAUAACGAACUCGUUAAUCCUAGAGAGACCCUGUGGAAGUGGACGCUGCCGGAGGAUGAGUUUCGCGCGUAG
Dichomitus squalens LYAD-421 SS1 is the source of this 252-nucleotide messenger RNA. RefSeq lists its product as uncharacterized. Lineage: Eukaryota; Fungi; Basidiomycota; Agaricomycetes; Polyporales; Polyporaceae. The record is from RefSeq and is a predicted model, not a curated record. The transcript has 2 exons. The annotation marks the transcript as partial.